AUGGGGAAUCGGAAGGUGACGCCCGAGCAGAUCUCUGUCGUGCGGUCCGUCGUGGGCGGUGACUUCCCCGAGAUGGAUAUCAUACGCGCCCUCCACCUGGCCAACAACGAUCCCACAGCCGCUAUCAACAUUAUAUUCGACGCCCCGGCGCACUUCCAGUCAUCAGUCCCCGCCUCACAGGGUGACGGCGCAGGAGCUACUCCUCCCUCUCCCACUACCCCAGCCACCCAUGCCCCUUGUGGAAUGUCUGGGAUGCGCAAGGUUCCCGGUGCCACCCCCUCGCCCAGUGCAGACCAUCUUACCCAUCCCGCUCGAGACGCAGACAGCGUAGAUUGCCAUUCCGAAGAAGGGGCGACCUCCACCCAUGUUAACUGCGUCCAUUACCCACCAGAGGCACCAUCGGGGGAUAUCGACCGUAAGGCGACUGAACCAGGAACCAGAGAUGACAAGAACAACGACUGGUGGCUGGUCGGCAGAUGCGACCUCACCGGACUGUCCACAUGCAAAGGUCGGAGGCUGAAGGCCGGUGAAUUGGUGAGCUUCUCUUUUCCGUCUACAAAAGUUGAGAGCUCCUCAUCCACCGCAAGAUUUCCGAGUCGAGGACGACAAGUGGCUUCUUGUUCAGAGAUUGUCAGAUUCGCGACUCCGGAUUCUGGAGAGGUCGGGCACUUUUUUCAAAUCCUUAACGUUUUUAUGCUAUUCUCGGAAUCAGCUGACGAACACCAUGGUCUUAUGUGCUUUUGUCCGGGUACAAUUUAGAUUGGCCGCAUUCCAAAUGAAUGGGCACGUUGCCUAGUGCCACUCGUAAAAAUGAAUAAGGUUCGGAUUGAAGGGUGCUGCAAGUCUGCUCCUGACGUGCUCAGCAUCAUGGACACCCUUCUCCUGUCUGUCAGGUAUGGACAAGGUAAUAUUUGAUUAUAGCAACGUCAGUAAAUGGAACCUGCACUAGGAUGUUCGCAUUCGCUGUUCCCAGCUCCUACGAGCACCAAAUCGUUCCUCUUCUUUAUCAGAUUAUUUACAUUUUAGUCGCAGCAUAUUAUUUGAGCAUUUCGCCGUAAACACCUUAUUCACCGUUGAUUUCCUUGCAGCGUGUACAUCAACAUUCGUUUAUUUGGAAAGCACCACCAGACGCCACUUAAGUCUUCCCUUUCGGCCACUGAGGGGAUGACAAUCCAUCCCCUCUCAACUCUCUUCAAAUUAAUAGGUCUGGAACCUUUCAAGAAGGUUAGCUACUUUAUGUUAAUCGUUCUCCGUGCUGAUAUUAUUCUUCUGCGUUUUUUAUUUGUAAGAUAUGAUAUUGUUGUGAAUGUAAACUUUGUGAUGCAGAGGCCUAAGGAUGAGCUUGUGUGGCCAAUGUCUAGUGAUGAGAUAGUAUUAGUUUGUGAUCAUUCAUGGAUCAUGUGUAUUCUUACUAAGUGGGAUUGAAUUUUUAAAUAGCGUGCAUAAGCAAGGUGUUAAGGUAGCGUCUGGUUUCAAGAACAGGGAAGCUCAAAAUUGCAGGGGUGGAUUGCAGAGUGCGAUUUUUUCUUUUUUUCUCAUGGAAAUGAAGGAUAAACUAAAUUUAUAGAGUCUCUGGGGAUAUUCCUGGAAGUUUUUUCAGAAUUAUAACGUACAAUGGUGUUGCAAGAUAUAUGUUGCAACACAUUGAAGAUGUUUAGGUCUGUUCUGGGAGAGAUGCAAUAAUUGAAAUCAAUUGUGAUUAGUGUAUUUAUGGAGAAGUUAUGGACGGAAAGCAUUCGUAAACCAGAGGAGGUGCCAAGAUCUAUGCAGAAACGUAUUGCAAAUAGUAUUAAUGAGUGCGAGUAGCGGUAAGGAAGAAUGCUUUCUGUGGUGUGCCCAAAAAAUUACAACAAUCGGAGGCUAAACUAAAUGGAAUCAAAAGGUAAGGCUGGAUGAAGGAUCUAACUCUUUAGCAGUUUUUUGGUAAAGUGAAGUACACUGAAAUUCUCCUGCUUUAGCUAAGAAUAACCAAUGUUUUAUUUUCAUCAUUGCUUUGUGGAUUGAAUUUUUUAUGCUCAUGUAAGACUUCUGAAAUUUCCUUAAUUCCUGUUGGCAUCGUUUACCAAAUGCCACGUGAUUAAAAAUAGGAUCCUAUCACUUUGCUACUUAUCGUUUCCCAAUGGACGAAAAAUGCCAAUUGUAACAUGAUACCUUUGACGAAAAAUGUCAUGCUAUCUGAUCAGGCGGAAUUUACCCCAGAGGACCUUCUUUCAAGGAAACGACCUCUAGAAUGCAAGGUACGUGCUAAUUUGACAACUUUUUUAUUUUGAGGGAUACUGAAUGACGUUAUUUAAGCAGGAAAUGCAUCAGGUACUUGCUUCAGUAUUACCAUCAGAGAAUGGCAGGAAAUUAACUAAUGGCACAAGCAACAGUGAAAAAGAGCAUGCAGCUGUUUCAGACUCUGAUGUAGACAAUAUUGUUGGCAUUUCUGACAAGUCGGAUCUGAAGGUAUUUUUCUUAGUUUAGAUCAUUUAAUAAGUUUUAAAUUUAUGCCAUAGUUUGCCAGUAGAGAAACUAAAUUAUCUCAUUAUAGGAAAUGGAUCCACCUAAUACCAUGCAAAGUGAGCUACGGUCUUAUCAAAAGCAGGCUCUUCACUGGAUGAUUCAUCUUGAGAAAGGAAGAUGUUUUGAUGAGGCAGCAACAACUCUUCAUCCUUGCUGGAAUGCAUAUCAUCUUGCAGACGAGUAUGUUGGUGCUUUUUCUACUUGAUUAUCGUGUGUAGUUUCCGGAAAAAUCUUUGAUAUCAUUGCUUCUAUACCAGGAGGAAGCUGAUUUUAUAUUUAAAUGCAUUUUCUGGUGAGGCAACCACCAAAUUUCCUAGUGCACUUCAAAUGGCAAGGGGAGGGGUACGUGGCUAAAUAGCAGAACUGUUGUGAUUUCUUCAGAAUUUUGUUCUUUCUAGCGAUGACUAUUUAUUAUGUUAUGCGUUUGAAGAUUCUGGCAGAUGCAAUGGGCCUUGGAAAGACCAUUAUGGCCAUAUCUCUUAUGCUGACGUGCUCAGACAAAGGGUGCUCAUAUGCUUCCUCCGCUAGUCAGGCUUCCAUUGCUACAAAUGAUAUGAGCACAUCUGGCCUAUCUCCGGGUACACCAAAGAAAAUAGCAAGCAUUUCCAGUUUCAGCAAGUUGAUGCAAUGCAGGCAACCAUUUAUUGGUGGGGGCAAUUUAAUUAUUUGUCCUAUGACAUUGCUAGGCCAGUGGAAGGUAUUGUUGAGUUAUUUCAUUUUGUAAUUUUGUUUUAUUUCUGCAUGCUAUAUAACACAUUAGUUCUGUCUUCGUAAGAGGAAGUCAGUCAGCUUGUUUAGUUCGCUAAUUUGAUGUCUAAACUUGGGUUGGAAAAAACUUUGUGCCACACGGAGUUAUGAAAAGUGAAAUAAACCUUAUCAAUGUCACUGGCGUGGUUGCUACUUUAUGUUCAAAACUCGCGUUACAAUUAUAUUAGUCCAUUGGAACAUCAUAAACAUACGUCUAUACAGAUACUGGCACGUAUCAAGGAUUGAGUCUGAGAUUUAUAGGAUUCAAAGAACGAGUGAUUCACAUAUGUGAGUUGAACCAAGGCACAUAAAAAGCACAUAAAAUGUAAAGAUGGUGUAAGUCCGUUAUCUAGAAUGUUUUUUAAAGUACAUAAAACGAAGUUGGCAUCCAUUAUAUAGAAUGUCUUUUAAAAUUACAGAAGAAACAUGUACGUGACAUCUGCAUAUUCAGUGAGAUAUGUUGUUCUUGAUCUCCUUGCAGGCAGAGAUUGAAACCCAUGCCCGGCCAGGCUCUCUUAGCAUUUAUGUCCAUUAUGGACAAAGUAGACCGAAGGAUGCAAAGCUUCUUGCACAGUAUGAUGUCGUUCUAACAACAUACGGUGUCUUGUCGUCAGAAUUUUCAGCUGAGGUAGCCUGGUGUUGAUUUUACAGUGAUACCCAUUGCUUUCCUCAUUCAUCUCAUUUCUGCAGCUGUCCUGUUGAUUGUGGUGAUGUUCUUGCAGAAUAUCGAGGAAAAAGGUGGACUAUACUCUAUAUGUUGGUUCAGGGUCGUGCUUGAUGAAGCACAUACCAUCAAGUCUUCCAAAAGCCAGAUUUCUUUGGCUGCGUCUGCUCUAACUGCUGAUCGGCGUUGGUGUCUUACUGGAACCCCGAUCCAGGUACUGCCUGUUUAGUCGGUUGCACAUUAUGAUUUUAUCUAUGCUUAAGUUCCUGUUUCCUUUAUCCAGUUUUUUUAUUAUUGUUCUUAUUUUAUUUUUACUUUGAUCAGUUUUGUAAUGUCUUGGUUUUGAUUUUAUUUGCCCGUUCCUUUGGCAGAACAAUCUGGAGGAUAUUUUUAGUCUUCUUCGGUUCUUAAAAGUGGAGCCUUGGGGUAUCUGGGGCCUGUAAGUUUACCAGUGGUGGUUCUACGAUCGUUUGGCUAUUGUCCAUUCCUGUUCUGCUUGAUAUUUCUAUACACAGAUACAUAGUAUACAUUAUUUCAAUGUGAUUUCAUUUUUUUUCAUUAUGACACUUCUAGACGAUUAUAUCUAUAUCAUAUAUAUAUAUAUAUAUCGUGGAUAUGGAUAUCAUGGUGUUUUAUUUUGACGGGAAUAUUGGUGUUUAAUCUGUAAAAGUAAAAUUAUUCCUUAGUAUUCAUCCUUGACCACCUGACAUUUUCAUGAAAAUCAUUACGCAAGAAAUUUUUAAUGCUCUUUUAAUGAAAAAUAGUGUUGAUUUGAUUUUACUUGGUGUCUUUAUUGUUCAUUAUUUUUUUCUCACCUCUUUUGUAAAGGUGGUAUAAGCUCAUUCAGAAGCCUUAUGAAGAGGGAGAUCAACGUGGGUUAAAAUUGGUCCAAUCUAUAUUAAGGCCAAUAAUGCUGAGAAGGACGAAGUUUAGCACGGACACACAAGGAAGGUAAGAAAAUUAUUCAAGUCUAUGACGGCCAACUAUGUCCUCGGAUCAUGAUCAAAACACUGGAGAUUUUGUUGAGAUGCACUCUAUGAUGUGUUCCUCAACUCCAAGCUGUUGCAUUGGACUUAGCUAGGAUGUGAAUGGAUAGAUGUAGGGGUUGUGUUCACCCUGAUUUUUCUCUUCAUGGAUUCAUGUCUUUGCUGAUCCCAAGUUAUUUUUCUAAUUUACAUUUGUCUGUUUUUUAACGCAGGCCAAUUCUUGUUCUUCCCCCUGCAAAUGUGGAGGUAGUAUACUGUGAAUUCACGGAAGCUGAAAAGGACUUCUAUGAUGCACUUUUCAAGAGGUCUAAGGUAUUUUGUUUUAAUGUUUCUUUCUGUUGCAGUUUCUUUUUCCUAAUUCUUGGAUGCUUCUUAAGGGAAUAUCUUAUUUCAGGUAAAGUUUGACCAAUAUGUCGAACAAGGACGGGUUCUUCAUAACUAUGCUUCCAUUCUGGAAUUGCUUUUACGCCUUCGUCAGUGCUGUGAUCAUCCAUUUCUUGUAAUGAGGUCUGUCUCAGAUCAUUUGACUAGAUUCCUCUUAUAUUACCAUUCUGCUAUUUCAACCUCCAUUGUUUUUCAUAGAUUUAAUUAUUUCGUUGAUGAAUUAAAAUUUCCACGUCUCUGAGGAGUCAAGAACUGUUCAAUUACAAUUUCCUAGGGGAUCUAGAGUGAUUGGAGGUCGUCUCUUUCUACAAUAGCUACUAGAUUAUCCAUCAUUGUAUAACAUGGCAAUUAACUUGCUUUUCAUGAACGUUAUUUGGAAGAUCCUUUCCUUCUUCUUUUUUUCUUUUUCUUUUGUGUGGCUUGCAUCUGUGUUUCCGUUCUUUUCUUGGUGGUCGUUGGUGUUUCCUUCCGCUGUGCAAAUAUCGCUUUAAAUCAUUGUGGAUGCAAUUGAAAACAUCCUAUGUCUCAUUUCAGUGUCUUCUGUUAUUAAUUUUGUAUACUAGCUCUUCUCCUCCUAACCAAUACUCCUGCUUGCUCAGCCGUAGUGACACACAGGACUUCUCAGAUCUGAAUAAACUUGCAAAGCGUUUCCUUAAAGGUGGUCGUGUUUCUUCAAAUGUUGACUCAAAGGAUAUGCCUUCUAGUGCAUAUGUUGAGGAGCUUGUAAAUGAGCUCCGUAAAGGAGAAAAAGGGGAGUGCCCAAUUUGCCUUGAAGCUUUUGAAGAUGCUGUUUUGACACCUUGUGCACAUUGUUUGUGUCGGGAAUGCCUCCUAGCUAGCUGGCGUUGUGCAGCCAGUGGUCCUUGCCCGAUUUGUAGGUACCUUCUGACUUCUCUGCUCGUGCCAAUUGUCCACUAUAUGGUAGUUUUAUCCCAAUUUUUGUGUGACAUUAUCUACUUAGAUUUGUUAAGAUUAUAUUUUCUUAUUUGCAGGAGAAUAAUACACAAGACUGACCUUAUUACUGCUCCAACUGAUAGUCGGUUUCAAGUUGAUAUAGAGAAUAACUGGGUGGAGUCCUCAAAGGUAUCCAUGCUUCUGAAGGAACUGGAAAUUCUUUGCAGUUCAGGCUUAAAAGGCAUCAUCUUCAGUCAGUGGACUGCUUUUCUGGAUAUCCUCCAAGUUCCCCUUUCCCGGUAAAAUUCCUUGUGCGCACGAACAUGACUGCUUUUCUGUUGGGCUCGAAUCGUUUUCCUGUGCUACUUUUUGAUUCUUCUGAGAUUAUGAUCCAUGUUUAGAACCUUCGCCAUUUCAAUCUCAGAGUGUCGUAGUAUGGACCUGAGAAAGGUGUUAUCAAUUUAGUGACAUCAGCUAAUUCAGCAAGAAAUUUUGAUGUACAUUUUUGGCGGAAGGUCAAUUUUAGUAAAAUUGGGUUACUGCUCACUUUGAAAACUGUAAUGUAAGGUUUUAACUGAAUUUAAAUAUCUGCUGUUCGACUUGGGGACGAAACUAGUCUGUUGUGUAGUUCUGGAGGAUUGAAUGGGUCAGAAAAUAUAUGCAAUCGCUUAUUAAAUUUUUGACUAGUAUUUUAUGGGCAUAAACUAAAAAAACCCUCUGGUAAAGCACAUCACUGGCAAAACAGUGAGAUGUUGAGGUUCAUUUCUCCUUUGUUCAUCUGUAUGAAUUGGUGGUGUGGAUAAGAUAGUUAAUGCCCUGAAAAUCACGUAGACCUUUAGAAAGGCCUGCUGUCACAGUUCUUUGCUCUUGUAGUUCUUUCCCUAGAUAGAAAAUGUGUUUUAGCUCUUGAAUAAAAAUUAUUUACGGAUGUUUUACACCUAGAAAUUCACGAAUUGGUUGUUUUAGAGGAUUUAGAGGUAACCAAUUUGGAGGCUUGACCUGGUUGUGAGGUACUUGUCGCUUGGGGUUGCUGCACAAGAGAUGCUCUUUGGUUUCAUGUGUAAGAUAAGUUGAAGUGCAAUUUACUGAUCCUUGCCAAUACCUGACGUAAGUUGAAGUACAGUCUAUUAAUUUGUGAAUUUUAUGUUCAGGUCAAAACUUGCCAUUAACUAUUUUUUUCACUUCGCUUUCACUGUCAGUUAAUUUGAAUCCAUUAAUGAAUACUCCACUUUGCAUGUACUCUGUGGUCAUUCCUGAAGUAUCAUGGAUAGAUUGGACCUGAUCAUUGAUAGAUGCCAUGAUUUUUGGAUCUUAAAAUCUCCAUUGUAGUGGUAGUUGUAGGCCAUGCUCUCACACCCGGGUUUGGUAGCGCAUGUCAAGCUCAGUUAUCUGUGCGUCUUAAUUGCGGUUUAACUAUUGUCACUCUGUUUUGUUUACAUGCAUCAUUUUAACUGUGUGAUGAUUGAAAUAUUGUUCAGAAAAAGUAUUUCCUUUGUUCGAUUGGACGGGACUCUAAACCAACAACAACGUGAGAAGGUUAUAAAUCAAUUUUCGGAGGAAAAAUCUUUAACGGUAUACUAUUGGGUGUCGAACUUUCUAUGUUUUUUUUUUUUUUUUUUUGAUGCUGCGAAUCACAAUGUCUGAGGUACAUUGGUCUCCUAAUGCAGGUGUUACUCAUGUCAUUGAAGGCUGGGGGUGUUGGGAUAAAUCUUACAGCAGCAUCUCAUGCUUUUCUCUUGGUGUGUGAAACCCUUCUCAUUGCAUCUGUUGAUUGUUAGUGGAUGACAUGUUUGUGCAUAUUGGAUUGCAUAUUUCUUAUUGGUGCCUGGGUAAGUUUGUUUGUUAGCAUUUGGAUGUCAUAUAGAGACAAUAUCAUGGUGGAAAGUUAUGCAUGUGUUAAGCGAAAAAGUCUAAAUAUUUAAUGAGAAAAGCUGUCUGCCGUUGUAGGUUGACAUUUCGUUUUUCUGGGGCGGUUGGACUAAAAAUCCUUCAGAACGAGAGAGGAUAGUGCCUUAAGUUGCUUACAGGUUUAAUUGGUUCAAGUGCAACCCACGACUCUUUCAGGCUUCUAGAUGCUAAAAACUCUUUUGGAGCGUCAUCUGUGGCAAAAUAUAGAUUCUAGCUUUGCUGAUUUAACUCAUGAAAGUCCAAAAUCUAAACUAAAAUAUUUUCCCCCUUGCCUUACGUCCGUUUAUAAGAAAAUGGUUGUUUUAUCUUUUUUGAUAGAUGCUUAACCUGGUAGAAUUUGGCGGGACCCGUAUUUUGUUCGUGGGUCUCUAGUUCCAAUGGCUCAGCAUUAAUUCAAGCGAUGAAAAGAUCUAGAAAAUGCUCAGAUUUUCUUCAGCCUGCUUUAUUUACGAUUCAGGAAUGAAUUUUCUUCUGUGCGCCGAGACGCUUGGGGAUUCAUUUGGCUCACAAGGUCGUUAAUAACGGGGCUUGCCGAGCAAAAAUAUAACCACUUUAAAUAUUGUUGAUGAAAUUCCGUCAAAUAAAAGGAAACAUUUAGCUUUUCUUGGUUUCUACAAUCUUCGUAGCGCUUAAUUGGUCACGUCGAAACAGGAAUGGAUAUCUUGAUUUCAUUGCCCUGGAGUUUUUGAACUCAACCUGACAAUUGCCUCUAUCCCAGACUGUUGAUGUUGUAUGCUUUUGAUGGCGUAAUCAUGUUUCAUUUGUUCUUUGCUUGGACAUGAUGGCAACACGUAUAUUCUUUGAUUUGCGUUUGCUCUUCUAUGUGAUGAAAGGAUUAUAAGUUCCGUCUCUGAGUCAUCAUGAUUCUUGAUUCCCAUUUUUUCCAGGAUCCAUGGUGGAAUCCUGCAGUGGAGGAACAAGCUGUGAUGCGCAUUCACCGGAUUGGUCAGACUAAAAGUGUAUCAAUCAAAAGGUUCAUUGUAAAGGUAUUUUCCAUCAGUUAAACUAAUUAUUGUCUAUCUUUGAAUCCGUAUCACUGAAUUGAAGCUUGUCCCAGCUUAUUAGUGAUCGUAUCGUAUCAGCCUAUGAAUCUCGUGUGGAUUUCUUAUGAUCAGGUGUUGUGAAUAUGAUAUCAUGAUAUAUUUUCUCAGUCUAUCUGGAUUAUAGCUUGCUGUGUUAAGGUAAAAGAUAUUUUAUUCUUCACUCGGGUAACGCGAUAAAAUUUAAGGUGCAACAAUCUGAGCCUAUCCAACUGCGAAAUGAAUUCUAUCUUGGGUAAUACACAAAAUGAAGGCCAUCUUCCCUGAAAAGUAUGGUGCUUGGUUUUAACGAAACUGAGAAAGGAAGGAAGUUAUCUGUGUUUAUGCACUUACAAGUACGAACAUUUGGCUAUGGUCAUAACUUAUUUGCUGUUAUUCUUUGCUGUUUGGAGCUGGCAUUUCUGGCUGUCACCCUGAACGAGAUGUAUCGUAGAAAAAAAAAGUCGUUUCUGUGCUUCCCAGGCGAGUCGGCUUAAAAGGCUUCUCUUUAUCACACUAGUGCUUCUCGGUGGUCUUCUUUACCAUAUUAGUCAUCAUAUUAGUCAUCAUGUAGCUGGGACAUCAUCAUACAUUCCUAAAGCAUGUUUUGCCUAUGAAAGUUGUGUGCCAAUAAUAUGUAUUAAUUACUAUCUCGCGAUGUUGUUUAGCAGCAACAUUCUUAAGCCUAAGCUGUCUGACGAAAAUGACUUUAUCUCAUCGUUGAGCUCAAAACAAGCUAGACGAAGCUAGUUUUUUGGGCAUCAAGGAAACUAUCCACCCACAAAGCACGAACCAGGAUUAUUCAGGGACAUGGCACUUCCGUGAGUGCUUAACAAAUGUUUUCUGGAUAAAAGGAUCUUAUGAUGUGCUGUUAAACGUUUUUAAGGUUUAUCAUGGCAAUGAUAUGGAUGGCGUUUGAUAGGGCUUGAUGAAUGGAAAUGUUCUGCACCAGCAGGCUACAACCUUACUCGCCUUAAUCACCCAAGACAUUAUGGUUUAUAGUAUUUGUAGGGGCCUAAGGUCAAGGGUCGUCUUUCGUUUUGCCCUCAAUAUCACAAAUUCUCAUAAUUUUCGUAGUUUGUUUUUUCAACUCUUCGUCAGUUUUAUGAGGUUCCUACACGCGCGGGAUCUAUUUGUCGACAGAUGAAAACCACGGUUCUGUUCCAUCUUGAAUCACGGGUAAUGUUAUUUUGUUCAGGGCACGGUGGAGGAGAAAAUGGAAGCGGUGCAGGCCCGAAAGCAGAGAAUGAUUUCGGGCGCCUUGACGGAUCAGGAGGUCCGCACAGCGAGAAUAGAGGAAUUAAAGAUGCUCUUCAACUGA
Molecule: messenger RNA, 10428 nt
Organism: Spirodela intermedia
Lineage: Eukaryota; Viridiplantae; Streptophyta; Magnoliopsida; Alismatales; Araceae
Source: the annotation of a GenBank genome assembly